UGAGACGCCCGUGAGACGCCCGCACGUUUACGCUCACUACUCGUCGCUCCAGUUUUGCCGACUGGUGGGCUCGGCGGGCGCGCGCGCGCGUACUCCGUGUUUUUCUUUCUUGUGGUUUUUUCCCUCUUAAUUUUGCCUUUGACUUUGGGAGCGGUGUCCCGCGCUCGUUCUUGUCUUAUCUCGUGUGGACCUGUGUUCGUCGUUCUGCGUGAAUAUGGAUACGAAUCAGGCGCCUCUUUCCCCGCCAGCCUCGCCCCAGCUGAAACAUAUGGAACCGCUGCAAUUAUCGUUCAGCGUUGCGGCUCUGCUGGGGGAGAAGCUUUCGGAUCAGUCGGCGAGAUCCAAGAGGAAAGACGAAGAGGACGCGGGUUCUCACCCGGUUCUACCGCCCACUCCACAGCCCUCCGACUCGGAAGAGGAUGAGCCACCCCGAAAGCGGCGAUGCGUCGAGCAAUGCGAAUUGGCGAAGCUGCUACUAGACGGCACGCCGCCGCCGAGCCCGGAAUUAGCCAGGGUUUCGGUAAUAAUGCGCGCCAAUCGAGACGGCACCUGCAGUCCGGCUAAUCUCGCUGGGUGCCCCACGAUCAGCGGCCAACCGGUGCCACGUGAUUUGCCCGCGCGACAGCCGCCCAGUCCGCGGGCGAACGUGCGAGCGAACGUAACGGGACCGGUGGAGAACGUGCUACGCAGCCUGAAGUUCAAGAUGAGCUUGCGCAAGGAACAGAUCAUUGUGAACAGCAAGAAUACUGAUCGUGAAAGCUGCCAGCAGCAACAGCAACAGCAACAGCAACAACAGCAACAGCAACAACAGCAACAUCAACAACAGCAACAAUAUCGACAACAGCAACAACUUCAGCAGCAACAGCAACAACCUCAGCAACAGCAGUAUAAACAGCAACAACAGUUACCCAGAUUGCAACCCCUGGCGCCCAAACCCACAUCCAUUGUGGUAGCAGGCUUACUGGGCUCGCCUCUGGUCUUACCGCGAACUCCCCUUCUGUUAGUCGCCAGCGCGGCGCCGACGACCAUGACCACCGCAACAACCACAACGGCGAAUGCAGGCGCAGCGGAGACACGGCGCCGCGUUUACGAGUGCGAGCACCCGGGCUGUGGCAAGAACUACUUCAAGUCGUCGCACCUGAAGGCUCACACGCGUACCCACACCGGCGAGCGGCCGUUCCCGUGCCCGUACGAGGAUUGCAGCCGCCGCUUCUCGCGCAGCGACGAGCUGUCGCGGCACAAGCGCACGCAUACCGGCGAGAAGAAGUUUGCCUGCGCCGUCUGCCAGAGGAGAUUCAUGAGGAGCGAUCACUUGGCGAAGCACGUGAAACGCCACGCCAGAGACAAGUCCUCCGCGCCAUCGUCCUCUUCUAAUCAGGUUGCCGCCUCCCAGAUGGCCCCGACGCCCCUGAGGGUGAGUCUACUGCCGGUGCUGACGUCGCGAUUAGCGCGAUCUGUUCCACAGUUGGUGCCGCCUCAGCUGGCGGCUUGAAAGACGCACUCGUGAUUAGCAAAGUCGCUUAAGAGUUGUAUUUCGCGUUUCCCUUAAUUAGAGUCAGAUUGGAUUGGAUUGCUCUGAGCACACACACACACACACACACACAUG
Molecule: messenger RNA, 1606 nt
Organism: Temnothorax curvispinosus
Lineage: Eukaryota; Metazoa; Arthropoda; Insecta; Hymenoptera; Formicidae
Product: cell wall transcription factor ACE2-like
Exons: 3
Coding region: 215-1492 (425 amino acids)
Biological process (GO): regulation of transcription by RNA polymerase II
Molecular function (GO): RNA polymerase II cis-regulatory region sequence-specific DNA binding; DNA-binding transcription factor activity, RNA polymerase II-specific
Source: RefSeq, a predicted model, not a curated record